Pistacia vera is the source of this 2295-nucleotide messenger RNA. RefSeq lists its product as uncharacterized. NCBI's taxonomy places the organism in Eukaryota, Viridiplantae, Streptophyta, Magnoliopsida, Sapindales, Anacardiaceae. The coding region runs from base 146 to 2074 and encodes 642 amino acids. The record is from RefSeq and is a predicted model, not a curated record. Gene Ontology annotation, cellular component: membrane. The transcript has 2 exons.
UUCACUAGGCUGGUUGGUUCUUGAAGGCCAUUCGUUCGCUAUUAUCAGGUGUGCUUGAGUUCCAAGCAUUUCUCUCUUCUGUCCGGAAAUCAAAACCCUAAAAAAUAGUCAAUCAGAUGGUCUGAUCAUUUUCAUUUCCUCAGACAUGGAGUUACAAACCCUAACGAUCACUGCUCCACUGUUACUCUCCAUGUUCUACAACCGGGGAUUGAUUCGGCUAGCUACUUCAUUCCAUUUUAUUCUGGUUCUGUCAUGUAUCUUUUUUUGGCUUGCUACAUGUGGACCCUGUUCUAGCGAUGGGAUGAAGAAAUCAGCAGAGUAUGAUGCAUGCAGAUCUUACGGAGAUCAUCAGGGGGUGAAUUUUCACGAUAUUAUUGUUGGUGAUACUAAUUCGGGUUAUCUUAAAGGAACUUCGGUGACCCAGCUAAAUAUUGAGACUGUCUGUACCAGUUCCAAUUUGUUCUGCUUUCCUUCAACGUUGCCUGGUCUUUUUUCAGAAGACCAUAAACCCAGGGAAGAUACUUUAGAAGUUUCUAGGAUUCAGUCUGAUGGUCCAUUACCUGUAGGAUCAACUGAGACUCAGAGGAUAGCAAGUAACAAAACCUGGUCAUCAGACUAUGGGAUGUUUGGAUUAUUAAAUGGCAAGACUGUUUCAUGUUCCUUGAACUUCAAAGAGAGUAUCCAUGAACUAUCCAUUCAAACUGAUGGUGGUGAUCAAAAUGAUUUUUCUUCAUGUAGAGGAACUUCUCUAAAUCAGCAUAGUACUAAUGUUAGGUUAAGCAGGAACUCUGAGAUGAGCAAGCCAGGUUCAUUUGGUACAUCUUCUUCACCUAAGGUAGAGAUAAGCCCUCCUAUACUGGAUUGGGGACAAGAGUAUUUAUUUUUCCCUUCAGUAGCUUUCCUAACAGUAGCAAAUUCCUGUAAUGACAGCAUCUUACAUGUAUAUGAACCUUUUAGUACGAACACACAGUUCUAUCCAUGCAAUUUUAGUGAAAUUUUACUUGGACCUGGUGAAGAGGCUUCAAUUUGUUUUGUGUUUUUACCUAGAUGGUUGGGGUUGUCAGAAUCUCGCUUGAUCUUGCAGACAAGCUCUGGUGGUUUUCUGGUUUCUGCUAAAGGAUUUGGUGUUGAGUCUCCUUACAAGAUUCAGCCUUUAAUGGACUUGGAUGUUCCCUCUCGUGGACGGUUGAGUAAGAAUUUCUCCUUAUUUAAUCCUUUUGAUGAAACCCUCCACGUGAAGGAAGUAACUGCAUGGGUAUCAGUUUCUCUAGGGAAUACUACCUAUCAAACUGAAGCAAAUUGUGGCGCAGGACAUUUUCCGAACUCUGAAGAGAUAAAGUUGCUGAGUGUUAAGGAUUGGUUGGUUGUGGAGAGUGGUCAAGUUGGUUCUUCACUGAUGGCUAUGAGACCCCAUAGAAACUGGGGGAUUGGUUCUCGCAGUAGUGAGUCGAUCAUAGAGAUAGAUUUCUCAUUAGGAUUGGAAGGAAAAAUUCUGGGUGCAUUUUGUUUGCAGUUGAUAAGGUCUUCACAGAACACAUCUGAUACAGUUAUAGUUCCUCUUGAAGUUGAUCUAGAUAGGAAAGCAGCCUAUGGAGAUCUUACUGGUCCUAUUUUAGUUUCGCUUCAAUCCCUUGUGGCACAGGAUACUGGUGGGACUGUUGUUACCAUUUCUCUCAGAAAUAGAGCUUCUUACAUGUUGAAUCUUGUCAGCAUUAGUGAAGUUGCAGACACAAAGCUUUUACAGAUCAAGUAUAUGGAAGGCUUGCUACUUUUUCCAGGAACUGUCACAAAAGUUGCUGUUGUUUAUUGCACCCAACUGCCUGUUGAAUUACAUGAUUCUUUUCCUGAAGUAUCUAAUAAGAACAGAAAUUGUAAACUAUUUGUACUGACAAAUGACUCAAGCAGUCCUCAGAUUGAAAUUCCUUGCCAGGAUGUAAUCAAUGUUUGUUCAAGACAUCAAAAGGAUUCAUCCAUUGGAUACGAAUAUGAGGCUGGAAGUGUCAAAUCUGGCAAUGCUAGGACAGGGUCCUUGGUUGAUGGUGUGAAAUUGCCAUCAAAGGUUGAGGUAUGCUGAUUUCAGUUUCAGUGUCCAAUUUGUGUGUGUUGGUUGGUGUUUGAUUCAUGUGUUGGUUUUUCAUUUUAUCAAAUUAUUCUAACGAUAGUCUUGUAUUCUUAAUGCUCCUUAGAAGUUGACCAUGAACCUGUUACCUAUUAGGAAGCUAAUUGUUUAACAUUUACCUGUUCUCUUGUGUAAGGUGAAUUUUAAUCCAUUUAGCAUGCUGGGUCCAUUGUAGU